Messenger RNA from Cavenderia fasciculata, 2385 nucleotides. RefSeq lists its product as uncharacterized. NCBI's taxonomy places the organism in Eukaryota, Evosea, Eumycetozoa, Acytosteliales, Cavenderiaceae. The coding region runs from base 1 to 2385 and encodes 794 amino acids. The record is from RefSeq and is a predicted model, not a curated record. The transcript has a single exon.
AUGUCAUUUUAUAAUAUAAUCAAUAAUAAAUAUUUAAUUGAUUAUAUAUUUAAAAAGGUUAGAGGAGAAAGAUUAGUAGAUUCUACGGUUGUUUCAUCGAGACCAUUCAUAACAUUUAAAUAUGAUGAUAUUAAUAGUGUGGAAUGGAUGAUUGAUAAUGGUUAUAUAGCAUUAUUGAAAUACAAGAUACAACGACGAGAUGUAUCAAUCAACGCAAUCAAUAGUGAUGACAUUGCAAGUCUAUGUAGUAAAGUGACAGACAAUGAUAAAGAUAUAGAAUCUUUUGAUUACAUCUACUUUAAAUGUAGUCAUCUAUUUCUAUGUCCAUCGGUUGUUGAUGGAGCUGCUUCCAAUACAACUACAUCUUAUCCAUUGUCAAAGAUACUCGAACGGUCUCAGCUGGAUGGUGGGUAUGCUCAAUGGAGUGUAGCAACGGUGCAAGCAGCUUUCAAUGCCGGCUCAUUACCAUGUGCCACUCUACUUUUUAAUAGAUGGGUCACCUUUGCAAAAGCAACGGAUGGUGUUGAUCCUCUCUAUCAAAACUAUCAAGCUACAGUACCAGAUAAUACCUAUUUUCUACGUCUUGUCUAUAAUGCUUUAAAUCAAACUUGGUGGACACCACAAAAAAGAAUAGAUCUCUCCAAUAUCGUCAUCCAAGCCAUCAAAUCAUUUGCAGCUUGUAAACGAUCGUCAGAGAUGUUAAAGAAUAUUAAUGUACCAUCUCUACCACUAGACACAAAAGAUAUCCUUCGUAGUGCUCAUUUCAACCUCCCUGUUGAUUUGUUUACUAUUCUAUUCAACACCAAUAACAUCUCUCCAUCCUCUUCAUCCUCCUCCUCUUCUGACCAUCAAAGAUAUUUCAUGGAUCAAUAUUUGGAAUGGUUAAAUGAAUUACCAUGCUAUGAAGCAGAUAAACCACUCCCAUCAAUUGGAGAUUCAACCAUACCAGAUCUAUUAAAACUGGUCAAAAGACAUUGGAAAACCUAUAACCUCCAACAAAAAUGUACAUUUAUAGAUCAAAAUACAAUUGAAAUGAUUGAUUUUAUUGAAUCAAAAAUUAGUCUUCAACAAGAAAAUAAUAAUUAUAAUAUUAAAGAGUUUCUUUUACCCAAUUCCUCUUCAUCCUCAUCCUCUUCUUCUUUGUCCUCUUAUAAAUGGAUUUAUUUAAAAUGGAUUUUAAAAUCAAAUAGGAUCAAUCAAUUAUCUUUUGACAAGGGGAAAUGGGUAAAUAGUUUUAUAAAGGCAGCAAUUAAGGAAGAAGAUAGAUUGGAAGAGUUGAAUGACCUUUUACAAGUUACGAUACCAAUUUUUAAAUAUAAUAUUGAUUGGUCACAAAUGUAUUAUCAAGAUUUUGGUCACUCAAAAUGUAAUGAUAUUAUACGUCGAGCUAUUCAAAAUGCAUUACCAAAUACUACUGUAUUUUUACUUACCCACGAUCAAGUUUCGGAGGAUACUACCGAAUUGUCAUCAUUCCAUCAACCAUCACCAUUGGUAGCAAUCAAGGGUGGCCAUCUACCAUUCAUUCAAAAAAUGUAUCAAGCAGCCACCACCGAUUUACUUGACGGCACCACCUUUGGUACUCUUGAUCUACAACUCGAACUACUCACCAUCAGUGCUCAGUACGAUCAAUAUGAAAUUAUCAAGUGGCUGAUUGGCCAAAUCAAACAGGAUGGUUUUGAUCAAUCUGUCAAAUUGCCAAUCAUUCAAGUUGCACUCGAAACCGCGCUUCUUCAUAGCCACGGUAGGAUAGUCAAUUUAAUCUUGUCCGAGUUUCCAGACCCCUGUAUUUUUACACGUUCUCUCUUGGAGGUUGCCUCUGUAUCUGGUAAUGUUGACUUUUACACCAGUCUACAACGUCGUGUUCAACUACCAGACGGCGUACCAAAAGAUUUUAUCGAUUAUCAACAAUCGAUACUGUUUUCCAUCAAUCAAGGAUCAACCAAAUUGGCUCAUUACAUUAUCAAAAUCGUCCUAGGAAAGAAUGAAAGUGAUUCACUACUUUCUUUCAGCUUUUUAUUUUGUAUUCAUGCUGCCAUUAAACUUGGCAACUUUGAAUUGUUUAAAUACUUUAUGGAGUCAAUUAAAACCAACAUGGACAAGGAUACUGUCAUUACUCAGUUUAUUUUAUCGGCUAUGGAUUAUGGACGUGUCCAAGUGUUGGAUUACCUCUUGACCAAACAUCCCUCCAACUAUCAACUCUUGGUUAGCGACAUUUAUCGUGCUCUCAGUCGUGGCCACAUUUCCAUUCUUCAAUACUUGGUCAGUGAUAAAAACUCGUCCCACUUUAAAGUGUUGACUCAAUAUGUUAAAAAGUUUGGACCCCUUCACGAUCAUCCUCCAAACACCAAAUCUUUUUUAAUUAAUAAUACAUCUUUAUUUAAAUAA